UCACGUGACCAGCAACCUCGCCAGUAGCGGAUAUAUGGCACUUGUUCGGAACGUGUGUUGAGAAGCGGAACAGUGUAGCCUCUGUCUGUAGAUCAGAAUAUUGUAACAUCGAGAACUCGCCAGGAUGCACAGGUCAUACACAUCCAUAUUACCCACGUCCAACAAGUUAUUACAACAGCGGUGGGACUCCACAUACUACAAUGAGCACAGACGGAAGGUGAAAGAUGCAGCACCGAUGGUGGAUACGAAGGCUCCUCCAACAUACAUGCACCUGCAUCUGAAGCUGAAGAAGCUGCAGCUUGAGGAAGAGAGGCUGGCUACCAUCGAGAGAGACAACCGUAUUCUCCUGGAGAAGAUGUCGUACAUCAUGAGGACAAGAGGACGAGUGGACAACAGGAACAACUACGAGUACAGGAGUUUGAAUCGAGAGAAGCGUCAGCGAGAACUGCUGCGCGUGACUGAGGAAAACCAGUCGAUACUGCGGCGUAUCACAAACCGCGGGGCCGAGUAUAGCGCCGAUCAACUGCAGCGGGACUGGAAGGCUAACCAGAAGUUCAUGGACAGUAUCUCCCGCUUCCCACAGGACUGGUGGGUGAACGAUAAGGACACGGACAAGUACAAGAAGAACAGUCGGAGAAGUUGCGCUGUGUCGCAGAGGAAGCAGCGUCAAAAGGACAACGCGUCGGUGAAGAGUGACUCCCCACAGGAGGAAGAUGAAGACACGGUGAAGACCAAUAGCGAUAAUGAUAAAGACAAAACUAAGAACACAAAAAGCAAGAAAGACUCCAACAACAGAAAAGAAGCAAAGAAAGAAACAAAAGAUUCUAAAAAGGGAGGAAAGACAGAAGAGGAAACGGAAAAGAAGGACGAAGAGCCUGAAGAUGAAGAUAAACAAACUGUUAAAGCAUGAAAAAGUUAGAUAUGUAAAUACUGUUACUGAUCAGUGAUGAGAAUAUGAUAACCACAGUUAGGGCCACAUCUUUCUGUCUGUGAGCCCUAAGUGAGCACUUGUGUAAAGUUUUCGUCAGAUUAUUGGCAAAAGGUUUGUAUACAUUUCAUUUUCAUUUUUUGAUAUUUGGAUUAGAAUUAAUCAUGUUAAUGGUGAUUUUGUUCUCAGAAUUUGAAAUGUUUCAUCUUUUUGUGUUUUCGAGUUGUGUAAACUGGCUAGCUCAGUCUGAUGGGUGUGGGGUUUAAUUCAGUGGACUGGAUGACCGCUGCACAAGUUGUGAUCAGCAGACACUGUAUAAUGAUGUUCUCCUCAUUAUAACCCAAUCAGUGCUUAUUGCUGACAUUCUGCCCCAAUCUGCCACUGAGAAAAUGUUUGUUGUAGAUUGCACAUUUUCAGAGAUACAUUCGGCUGUCAGUCUUAUGUUUACAUGAAAAGGCAUUUAUAGUAUUUUUCAACAUACAGGUGAAAUAGGUAUUAUGGAAGAUGUAUGAUUUCUCAUGUACAUGUGUUAUUUCAUAAUUAGAAGUUGAGAAUUAGGGACAGUGGUCAUAUUGCUUUGACUGAAAAUCCUUUCUUAUCAUAAGCAUCAUAAUUUGCUUUUAUUUUCCCACGAUAUUGACAGAAUUGGUUAAUGUUCCUUCCGUUGGGAUGUUAGACUUGAUGGGUAUCUGUGAUGGUCCUACUUCACCUGUCCGCGUGGGUAGCAAGGACUUGUUUUGAGUUGUGUGUCUGUUAUUGUUUCUUUUGAUCUGUGAUAAUUGUUAUAUUCUACUCGUUGAGAAUGACAAAAUAUUUGUUUAUUGUUUGCCUUGUUAAAUAAUGUGGCAUCCCCACCUGCGAUGGUGAUGCUGCGUGUUGAUGAUGGUGAUGCUGCGUGUUGAUGAUGAUGAUGAGAUGACUGUGUAUGUAACUCAGUGUCGCAAAGGAGCAUGCAUAAUAUGAGCUAAAGUUUCAUGUGAAUGACCAUUUGAAAAUGAAUGGGAAUGUAUGCAGCAAUCUGAUUGAUUGAAAAACAUCAAUUUGAUCUCAGAGAUCGUUGGGACUUUACACAGCAUGUGGAUUCUUUUCUUGGUACACGUCUUUUUUUCGGCAUUCCAGAAUUUGAAAAGUAUGAAAAAAAAUUCAAAAUGGACACCACACUAGUGAUGCCAUUCAUUCCAGAUGUAUUUUCAGAGCAAAAACUCUGUAACAAGACUGAAAACACAUAAUGUUAAUAUCCUAGUGACUAGCAAGUAAUGGACGUAGCAACAUGAAACUGGCUGUGUACAGUUGACUCUGAAGAAAGGAACUGUUUCCAAGGCAGAGGCGAGUCUUAAUGCCUACACUCUGGCAGGUUCUGUUUACAAACAUUUGAGUUCCUUCCCACAUCAUACAUCCCGUGUUUCGAUUGGUCGUCUGUUCAGAUCCUGCUGCAGUCAUUCACUUUUGGUCGUCUCAACCAAACGCCAAAGUUCAAUUUUUCAAUUUCAAAUAAAAUGUUUACCGGGGUACAUACCUUGUUGCUUUUGUUCUUUGAAAUAAUUCUAAAAAAAUUGCUACUUGCUCCCUCACCUGUUUCAUGACAACAUGCCCAUGAAACUGUUGUCUUAUUCAGCCUUAGAUAUAUAUGUUAUUUGCUCAAACUAAGAUCUAGUUACAGAACGAUGUUAGUCAUUAUUGCUCAUUUCUGUACCCUUGCUACUUCUGUGCUUGAAUUAUAUACUUAUUCAAGUGUUACCACAAGUACAUCAGAUUGGGAGGUGUGGUCUGACUAAAGGUGAACUAGCAAUUGUUUCUUAGUGGUGUGAAGUUAUUUAUAUUGUUAUCUAUAAUAAAGAGGCACGUAUAUGUUGAGAAAUAUUUCUUAUUGCCAAGACAAAUCAGUUGUAUGUAAUUAAUUAUUCCUGCUCUGAAAAUAGGCUACCAGUAUCUAGAACAAUAUAACAGUCGGACGUGUUUAUAUUUACACUCUUGUGUGCCUUAUAGAUGUAUAAUACUAAGCACUUUCUUCUUAGUGGCCAAAAGACUGGCAUAAAGCAUAACUAAGUACAUCUUUCCUUUGAUUUCAUCUACCAUAGUUAUGCAUAUAAGAAUUAUCUAUAAGAAUGUUUAACAAUUGUGAUAGAAGAAAAUGUAUGUUGGACUAUAUGCUCAUUGUUGUAGUUAUUUGGGGCCGGGAAUUGUUUUUUAAUGUUCUAUCAUCAUGUUUAAAGGAAAACGUAUUUAUUUCAAAAUAUUACAAAUAUUCCUGAUGAUUUAAGAUGUUGAAUAAUGUGUUUUAUCCAUGUGUAUAACUUGUAUUGACCGCAUCAGAGGAAGUCAUUCUGUUAUAUCCAUAUGUGUAUAACAUAUUUAUUAACGCAUCACAGGAAGUCAUUCUGUUAUAUCACGCCGAAGACCCGGGUUCGAUUCCCCACAUGGGCACAAUGUGUGAAGCCCAUUUCUGGUGUCCCCCGCCGUGAUAUUGCUGGAAUAUUGCUAAAAGCGGCGUAAAACUAAACUCAGUCAGUCAGUCAUUCUGUUAUAUCCAUGUGUGUAUAACAUAAUUAUUACCGUAUCACAGGAAAUCAUUCUGUUAUAUCCAUGCGUGUAUAACAUAAUUAUUACCGUAUCACAGGAAGUCAUUCUGUUAUAUCCAUGUGUGUAUAACAUAAUUAUUACCGCAUCACAGGAAGUCAUUCUGUUAUACCAAUGUGUGUAUAACAUAAUUAUUACCGCAUCACAGGAAGUGAUUCUGUUAUAUCCAUGCGUGUAUAACAUAAUUAUUACAUCACAGGAAGUCAUUCUGUUAUAUCCAUGCGUGUAUAACAAUUAUUACCGCAUCACAGGAAGUCAUUUUGUUAUAUCCAUGCGUGUAUAACAUAAUUAUUACCGCAUCACAGGAAGUCAUUCUGUUAUAUCCAUGCGUGUAUAACAUAAUGUUUACUGCAUCACAGGAAGUCAUUCUGUUAUAUCCACAUUUUUAUAAUUUUUACCCACUGCAUUGGAAGACGUCGCUUGGUUACAUCGUUUGUUUACACUUGUUUGUCAGCUGGUAGUGAGACAGAUCAUCCAUCUUCCCAUCCCUGUCGGUCUUCAGGGAAACAGUAUCCCGGAUCCAUCACAGGUUGUUAGUUCUAUGAAUGGAGUGCUAAGUGUUGUGAUCAAUUAUUCAGUGAUCAUUAGCAGCGGACUGUUUACCACAUAAGUGUUAUGUCAAUAAUUCACAGUGUUGUGUAUGAUGUUAAGGAGUUAACUGAAAGACCAAACAUCAUAUCAAUAAUUUAAUCAUCCUUUAAACUUGUGUAGCUGUUGAAAUCCUCUUGAAAUUAUGCUUUUCAGUUGAUUCAUGUUUGUGAGUUGGUACAGAGGAGAGUUGUCAGGAGUCUGUUUACUUUCAUGUUUUGAGCCAUGAAAUAUUCAACACUGACAGUUUAACAGUAGACUGACAAGCUUUUGUACCAAUUGUUGUUUAAAUAAACAAAGACAGAGUGAGAUGAAUCAGAGUCUACGAGUUCAGACUUUGUAGGAUGUCUAUGUUAUCACUAUUCAGGUUUGUAGUCAGCCGCCUAACCCGCUCAGCCACCACGACUCCCAGAUGGGACUCAACCCAACGGGGAAAAAAACGUACUAGAAUUUGUACUUUACUAAGAAAGUGUAAUCCCAAAUAUAACAUAUGUUACAUUUGACCACUUUCUAAAAUGGCAUUGUGUAAUCAAAACAUUCACUUACCACAUUGGAGGCCCGGGUUCUACUCCCCAUAUGGGCAGUGCUUGUAGUCCACCGCUGGUGUCCCUGCUAUGACACUGAAAUAUUGGAUAAAAUGGCAUAAAACUCUGCUCACUCACUCAGUCGACAUUGAUUAUUGAACAGUGUUAUCACAUGAAGUGUAUCAGUACGGCCCAGAUUGUUGUAUCUAUGCCUUAUAUCAGAACAACUUCAUGACCAUUGAUGCUAUAUAAUCUUACCACCAGUAUUAUGAGAUAACAGUGCGACUCUACAACGACCUUGGUGAUUAUAUCUUCAAUGACCUUCAGGGUAAACGUAUACUACACUAUACCAUACAUUCCUAAUAUUAAAUUUCUUUACAUAUUACAUUCCUAAUGGUCAUUCCUUGUACAAAAUUUCAAGAUACUAUACAUUCCUAACUCUGUAUAUUUGGAAAUAAUGGAUAAUAAUAAUUAUGAUGAUAAUAAUAAUGCAUGAAUGGAGAUGCGUAAUACAUAUAUAGGUAAACAUGUGAAUGACGGAGAUCAAUUCAUUACAAAGAUACACCUAUAGACUAAAAUGGUUGUCAUGCCUAUGUACACAUUUUUAAGUCAGCAUCACCAAUUUCUGUCCCAACUUUUCUCUACUCUUGACAUAUUUCAUGUUUUGUCAUACCUCAUCUGUUUUGAAUGAAAGAAAGCUUUAAGGAUGGAUGUGGUUUCUGAAAAGCCAACUAAACAUUCCUGUAAAGAUAAACCAAAAAUAAUUGACGUAGCUGCCUGCUCUGUCAUUGAAGAAACUAAUGAACACUGGCACAACUCCCUUUAAACAAUUUUCCUGUUCGAACCCGGAAAGUCUGUUUUUGAAAGGGUUGUUUACAGUAUUACAUGUGUUUGUUAUCUUGUGGUGAAACACCUCAUAACUGGUUGAGGAUCAGCUUCAGAAUGUGUCCUUGGUGAAUAUUGUAUCUCUACAGGACAUACAUUUACAGGGAAAGUGGUGUUAAUAACAGCUCACUGUUAUAUUUAUAUUUGAAAACUGUUGGAGUUGUUGAAGUCAUGUAGAGAGGAAACUUGUUUGUUUACUCAGUAUCUAGUUGUCUUGGAAAGACAUUUAUUCAUGCAAAUUAGGUACAUGUAUAUGCCUUUAUUAUUUUAACAGUAUUACAUCAUUAAGCUUGUUUGUUGAUGACAUCACCAGUGUUUGCUGUCUAUUCUUUCACUGCACUGUUAAUAACAUUCUAUGGAAUAAAUUUUGUACUUAA
This is a messenger RNA of Haliotis rubra (blacklip abalone), 5879 nucleotides long. RefSeq names its product sperm axonemal maintenance protein CFAP97D1-like. The coding region runs from base 125 to 910 and encodes 261 amino acids. The transcript is spliced from 6 exons. The record is from RefSeq and is a predicted model, not a curated record. Lineage: Eukaryota; Metazoa; Mollusca; Gastropoda; Lepetellida; Haliotidae.